This is a messenger RNA of Dichomitus squalens LYAD-421 SS1, 984 nucleotides long. Its product is annotated as mitochondrial carrier. NCBI's taxonomy places the organism in Eukaryota, Fungi, Basidiomycota, Agaricomycetes, Polyporales, Polyporaceae. The coding region runs from base 1 to 984 and encodes 327 amino acids. The record is from RefSeq and is a predicted model, not a curated record. The transcript is spliced from 4 exons.
AUGUCCUCUGCUCUGCCACCUCUUGCUCAAGCUUUCUCUGGCGCGCUUGGGAGCGCAGCUGCGAAUACAGUCUCGUACCCUCUCGACCUCGUCGCCACAAAGUUGCAGACCAACAACUCUCGCAAGCAUAGAGGGUUUCGGGGCGUAUAUCGACUCGUCACCCACAUACGAUAUUCGGAGGGAUUGGCGGGGCUGUAUGACGGGUUGCCCACAGAUACGGCGUCGACACUUAUAUCCAACUUUCUAUACUUCUAUUUCUACACACUUCUCCAUGCACUCGCAGUCCGAAGGAGAGGCUCUUCAAAGGAGCCGCUUCUCCAUACACUCAAACUCGCCCUUACUUCUCCGACUCGGCCGGUACUCUUGGGGCCGCCCACCGAGCUCGCGAUCGGGUUCGUCGCAGGAGUCGCGAGUCGUGCCGUUUCCACACCACUCAGUGUGAUCACUGUUCGCCUUCAAACGAGCGACGAGGACGACGGCGCGAGUGAUGAAAGCGCAAAACGAACUGCGGAGGACAGGAGACCGGGGUUCACUGAAGUCGUACGGAACAUAUAUACAGACGAGGGGUUGCCGGGAUUUUGGACAGGCUUCCGCCCAACGCUACCCCUUUGCCUCACCCCCGCCCUCACAUUCAUGUUCAUGCAACUUCUUAGCCGCCUCCGCCUUCCGCGCAGGUCUCCCUCCCCGUCAAGCCAGUCCGCGCUCGGCGCGUUCCUCGGCGGCGCGGCUGCAAAUGCACUCGCUAUCACGAUUCUCUACCCCCUUCUCCUCGCGAAGGUGCGCGUACAAGCAUCGGGGACGCGUUCUGGGCAUACGCCCUCUAUGACGGACGUGUGGGCCGCGGCAUUGAGGGCAGAGGGCUGGCGAGGGCUGUAUGCAGCGCUCGGGGUCCAGAUUGUGAAGGGAUUCGUGAGUCAGGGCGUGACUAUGCUCGUGAAGCAGAGAAUCGAGCGCGCGGUGGCCAGGUUGUACGCCAGGAAAUAG